AUGUCAACAACAGCUAGAGAAAAUUUUACAUGUUAUCAAUUGUCCCAAUCUAAUUCUUAUUCUUCAUUUAAUGGUUGUUCACCAGAAUUUGAUAAAAGUCUUUGUUGGUAUAAUGUGACAUAUGGUGAAAUUGGUUACAGGAUAUGUCCUUUUACUUUUUGUAAAGCUGUUCCAGGAUGUGAAGAUAUUGCUGAGACUUAUAGAGUAACAAAAAUGUGUCAUGGAAAUGGCACUUGGGGUGCUACUGUAUAUGAUAAAUGCAUUGAUAUAUUACAACAUCAUAAACAAUGUAUUGCUGGAUUUUGUAAACAAUGUCCUGAUAAUAAUAUUCGGGAAAUUACAAUAAAUGUCUCACUUAUUUUAUCAACAGUAUCUAUUGCUGGUCUUUUAAUUGCUUUAGUUCUUUUUAACAUCUUUGAUUCAAUACAAUGUCGAAGACUUUCUAUUCAUAAAAAUUUAGCAGUCGCAUUUAUUAUGAGAUUUACUAUGUAUUCAAUUUGGACAAUAGCUAACAGUAAUAAUGUAUUUAGAGAUUGUAGUCAUUUCAAUCCAUUACAUAGACUAGAAUUAGAUUGGUUGUGUAAAAUGAUGUUAUGGUUAGUGAUUUAUUUUCAAGUAGCAUCUGUUAUCUGGAUGUUGAUAGAAGGUUUAUAUUUAUAUAGUAGAUUUACAGUCUUAGCAAUGAGAUCAUUUGAACCAUCAUAUAAAUGGAUAUUAUUAUCAGGAUGGGGAAUACCUUUUAUUGCUGUUUUAAUAUGGUCAAUUGUUCAUGCACAAUAUUCUAAAAUGAAUCCUAAAAGUUAUUGUUGGUUACCAUAUGCUAAAGGUAAUCAUUUAUGGAUAAUAGGAGGAACAAUGUCAUUUGCAUUACUUGCUAAUGUUUUACUUUUACUUUUAAUUGUAAUAAUAUUGGUACAAAAACUUCGUAGUGAAAAUACAGCUGAAAGUGCAAAAAUAUGGAAAACAAUUAAAGCAACACUACUUCUUGUACCAUUAUUAGGUGUCUCAAAUAUUUUAUUAUUUUAUGAACCUGAUCAACAAGAUGGUCCAUAUAUGUUGUAUUCAGCUAUUCUUCAAAAUUCACAAGGAAUAUUUAUUUCAAUACUUUAUUGCUUUCUCAACAGUGAAAUUCAACAUGCUGUUAAACGACAAUUAAAUAAAUUUUCAUUUCGAUGUUUUAAACGAGAAAACUAUGGAACAGAAAGGACAUAUGUUCCAGAUAUAUCAAUGGCUACCAGAAGACUAGGAACACCGAUGGAAGAACUGUCAACAUCAACAUUAAAAGAUAAAAAUAAUCAUACAAAUAGUUUUUCAUCAUCUCGUACUAGUCAAAUGAUCCCAAAUAAUAUUAAUAAUGAUAAUUUAGAAAAAAAUGAUGACAUUUCUUUAGAUGGUAGUCAAAAGAGUAAUGUCACAAAACGUAAUUUAACUGAUGUAUAUUAG
Molecule: messenger RNA, 1443 nt
Organism: Strongyloides ratti
Lineage: Eukaryota; Metazoa; Nematoda; Chromadorea; Rhabditida; Strongyloididae
Product: GPCR, family 2, secretin-like and GPCR, family 2, extracellular hormone receptor domain and GPCR, family 2-like domain-containing protein
Exons: 6
Coding region: 1-1443 (480 amino acids)
Biological process (GO): cell surface receptor signaling pathway; adenylate cyclase-modulating G protein-coupled receptor signaling pathway
Cellular component (GO): plasma membrane
Molecular function (GO): G protein-coupled peptide receptor activity
Source: RefSeq, a predicted model, not a curated record